Molecule: messenger RNA, 1893 nt
Organism: Pseudoliparis swirei
Lineage: Eukaryota; Metazoa; Chordata; Actinopteri; Perciformes; Liparidae
Gene: efnb3b
Product: ephrin-B3b
Exons: 5
Coding region: 1174-1893 (239 amino acids)
Biological process (GO): axon guidance; ephrin receptor signaling pathway
Cellular component (GO): plasma membrane
Molecular function (GO): ephrin receptor binding
Source: RefSeq, a predicted model, not a curated record
UCCUCCGAGCCGAGAAGCGAACCCAGACGAUGCGCCGCAGCAGAUAGGCGGCAAAUCACCCCGCGACCGGGGACCGGAGACCACUACAUCUUUUAUUUUAUUUCUUUCUUUCUUUCUUCUUCUUUUUUUUAACAACAUAACAAUCUCUCUACAAGUUCCACGUGAGAGCGCGGGCUGCUUGUCUGGCUCUCCGCUGUGUUUCUCUCAGUUUGGCUCGAAUUGAUUCUCGGGACUUCUCAUCAUUUGGGACCUUGAUUUUGUUGUUGUUUGUUUGUUUGUGUUUUCAUCGACUCCGCUGCUGAAGGAUUUGCGGAUUUACAGCCCGCGUUGAACCUGUGCAUCCUCACAAAGAGGAGGAGGAGGAGCGCGCAGCUCGCGUUGCGCAUUGCUUGGAAACCCACCGGAGCGCCGACAUGUCUCUCCGGGGAUGGAGCCGUGGACACGAGUGACAUCUUUUACGUUUUAAACACCUCUCGCGAGCCGGGCUCCUUUCUGAAGGACUUGACGACAUUACCCGCCUCCACACCACCACCACCACCCCACCUCCUCCUCUCCGGUUCCCCAGCCCGGCCUGACAUGUUGGAUGGUCUUUCUUCUUUCGAGAAAACAAGGUAAUGGGAGAGAAAUCACGCAGAGCCGGCGCGGACAACAAGGGGACAUUGUUCGAAAGGAGACAAUUAGGGCGCACCGAGAGGCACCAGAAAUAGCUGCUGGGUGGGGAGACGUGGCCGUGGAGUUAUCUUUUGGUGGAGGAGGUGUUCGAGAGGGAGAAGAAGAAAUAAAAGGAGGACUAACGACUAAUUGAUGGGCAAAGUCAUGUGAUUGGCACUGAAAUAGUCGGCUACGUGGACGCGCACAGCUCCCCGUCGCUUUUUUUUUUGGAGACGCCGGAAGCGCGGAUUUGAACAAGUUUCGCCAGCACAUUUCUGAUCAGAGCCAGCUUGUUCUUUUGUGUUGUUGUUGUUGUUGUUGUUGUUGUUGUUGUUGGUGGUGGUUUUGGUUCUUCGGGAUUCCCAUGAGGUGGCACACGGCGGGCUUUCACUUCACACUUUGACAUUAGAAGUUCGGCUGCACCUCCAUUGUUUUGAGAAAUCUCCUCCGUGAAUACUCAGAAGGAGCAAAACACACAGGAAAAAAAUAUAUAUUUAUAUAUAUUUGCCCAUUUCUUUUCCAAUGGGGCCGCAUGUGCUGGGCGUCAGGGUUGGAAUGGCGUGUCGAGGCAGUGGGAAUAGAUUUGGGAUCCUGCUGAUAUUCUUACUGGAUUUACUGGCGAAGACGGCCUGCAACAUGGAGCCCAUCUACUGGAACUCCCUGAACGAGAGGUUCAGGGACGAUAAGGGCUACGUUCUGUACCCUCAGAUCGGGGACCGGCUGGACCUCAUCUGUCCGCCGCUGGACGUGGCCAGGUCCACGCCGGAGUACGAGUUCUACAAGCUGUACCUGGUGUCGGUGCGGGAGCAGGCGGACCGCUGCGAGGUGAGCGGCACCCCCAACAUCGUGCUGACCUGCGACGAGCCGGCCCGCGAGCGCCGCUUCACCAUCAAGUUCCAGGAGUUCUCGCCCAACCUCUGGGGCCACGAGUUCAACACCAUGCAGGACUAUUUCAUCAUCGCUACGUCAGAUGGGACGCGUCAAGGCCUGGAAAGCAUGAGAGGCGGAGUGUGUGCCACGCAAGGCAUGAAGGUGGUCCUGAAAGUGGGGCAGAGCAAAUACGGGCCCCCGAAGAAAGAGCCGCCGGCCGGACGCACCACCAACAGGAACCCAGCCCCACCGGGGCCCCCCACCCCCAAAAACCCCCAGCCCACGCUCAUCAUCCCGGCUUUCUCCCUACUACAAAAGCUGCCAGUGGGAACAAUGAGCGCGGAGAAUGGUGUGUGUCCAGGGAGGCACUGA